GUUCAAUAUGAAUGCUGAUAAGGCUUCAAUCAGCAACAUAUAUGCUAGAAGUUUAUAUACAGCUUGUGAAGGAUACCCAUUAUGGAAUCCAAGUAAAUGUGAAUUAGGUGAUAUAGGCUUUAUACGUCAAGGGACAUUUCAUACGAUCUAUAAUGCCGCUGAAGGAUCUGGAGCUGUACCACCUGAAUCAACUUACGACCCUGAAAACACAAAAGUGGAUCUCUUUCACACUGUCAAAAAGGUAUUUUUGCUUUCUCUUUCUCAGGAUAAGGCUUUGUAUAGAAACUUUACCGGGACAGGAAAAAUUGAAGAAACACUCCCCCUACUUCACUUAGCCGUAGAACCUGUUUGUGCUUUUGAUAUAGGUCCUCGUAUGUCAAGCUACUAUGAAAGCAUUGGAGCGUCUAUCGGUGCAAAUGUCUAUGCUGAUAGUCGUUAUAGCUCUAGUGAAGUAAAUCAAAUAAUCAUCCUAUAUCGUAUCACUAUAAAGACUAGAUUCGGAUUAACGAAACUCCGCGCUACUGCUAGACCUAGCGAAGAUAACUCUAGGAUACCGCCGGAUAAAGAAGCUAAAGCUAUAAACGAAACGAUAUUCAUCACUUCCGAUACUAGGAAUCUCAAUUCUAAUGAAACCGCAGAUCCUUUAGAUAUGGUUCAUGAAUAUAUCUGGAGCCGCGUUGAACUUAAAGUCGAGAGAGAUACAAGCAUUGCAAGUGAUGAUGAUGCUUUACUACUUUGUAAGCACGUCGUGGAAGAACGUUGGCUAGAUAUUCCUGAAGCAGGGAAAACUUUGCAGACGUUCAAGAGAUGCUUGUGGGAUGCAGCUGAUGAAAUUACACGUAUCAAUCAAUCUAACUUUCCUCCUCCCCCUGGUGGAACACCAGAUUGGGCCCGAAGUUGGGCUCCGGCUUGGGGAAAAACAUAUUGUCUAGAGUUCGUCUAGCCCAGCAGCACUAUUUCUGGUACAGAUUCUCGAUAUCCUAUCAAUCAAUUGUAUAUGCAUUC
Meira miltonrushii is the source of this 1005-nucleotide messenger RNA. RefSeq lists its product as uncharacterized. The transcript is spliced from 2 exons. The coding region runs from base 8 to 943 and encodes 311 amino acids. The record is from RefSeq and is a predicted model, not a curated record. NCBI's taxonomy places the organism in Eukaryota, Fungi, Basidiomycota, Exobasidiomycetes, Exobasidiales, Brachybasidiaceae.